AUGGAGGAUUUCAUUCAUCGUCAAGUUCCAUUUAUAUUAGCUAAACAAGCUACUCUUCUUCAAAUCGAAAAGAUUAUUAUUCAAAGCGGUAAAACGCUAUCUGAUUAUAACUUGCCUGUUGUUGAUGAAUUCAUAGAUUUUAAUCUAGAAAAUUUAAAUGAUAAUGUUCAGCAAUCAAUUGACGAAGCUAAUCGAAUGAGACCGCUUCUUAAUGUCAAUCAAUUAAAUGUAAGUAAUGCUGUCCUUGCUGCAUUGAAUAAGCAACCAUGUGUAGAAAAUCAACAUUCCAGAUUGUUUUUUAUGGAUGGACCAGCUGGUAGUGGUAAAACUUUUACAUAUAAUUAUUUGAUUGCUGAAAUGAGCAGUAGGGGUGUUAAAUCUGCUACAGCUGCAUGGACUGGCAUAGCAGCAACUCUUCUUACAAAUGGAUCUACGCUGCACGGGUUAUUUAAACUUCCUGUCCCAAUACUGGAUAACAGCACAUGUAAUGUGACUCCUAACUCUAUUCAGGGACAAUUUUUAAGGCAAGUUAGUUUGUUUAUGCUUGACGAGACAUCCAUGAUUCCCAAACACGCUUUAAAUGCAAUCGAUCGGUUGUUAAAAGAUGUUUGCAACAACAACUUUCCAUUUGGAGGAAAAGUCAUUCUUUUUGGUGGUGACUUUAGGCAAAUUUUGCCUGUUGUGAAAAGAGGGAGACCAGCUGAAGUUGUAGAAUCAUGUAUAAAAUGUUCUUUACAGUGGCAAUGGGUGCAGAAGUUUACAUUAACUGAAAAUAUGAGAGUACGUGAUGGAGAAGGAGAUUUUUCCGAAUGGCUGUUAAAACUUGGUAGUGGAACAAUACCUGUCCAGGAGGAAGAUCCUUUUAAGGGAUAUGCUCAACAAGAUGAUUAUGCUAAACGUGUCAUUUUAACACCCACUAAUGUGGAUUCAUUGUCAAUCAAUAAAGAAGUGCUUGAACGUCUACAUGGAGAGGUAAAAACUUAUUUAAGUGCUGAUCAAAAAGACACUGACGAUCUUAAUGAAAUAAAUAACUUCCCUGUUGAGUUUUUGAAUAGCUUAACUCCCUCAGGUAUGUCUACUCAUUGUUUAAAAAUGAAAAUUGUUUGUGUAAUUAUGCUACUUAGAAAUUUAGAUCUUAAAGCUGGGCUAUGUAAUGGAACCCGAAUGAAAGUUUGUGCUCUCCAAAACAAUUAUAUUGAUGCAGAGGUUUUGACAGGUGUUUCUAAAGGUAAACGGGUAUUUGUUCCUCGAAUUCAGUUGGCUCCAUCAGAUUCUAAUUUACCUUUUGUUCUAAAACGUCGUCAGUUUCAGUCAUCAGUUUUCGUCGUCUGA
Molecule: messenger RNA, 1332 nt
Organism: Hydra vulgaris (swiftwater hydra)
Lineage: Eukaryota; Metazoa; Cnidaria; Hydrozoa; Anthoathecata; Hydridae
Product: ATP-dependent DNA helicase pif1-like
Biological process (GO): DNA repair; telomere maintenance
Molecular function (GO): DNA helicase activity
Source: RefSeq, a predicted model, not a curated record